Trichomonas vaginalis G3 is the source of this 408-nucleotide messenger RNA. RefSeq lists its product as uncharacterized. The transcript has a single exon. The record is from RefSeq and is a predicted model, not a curated record. Bases 1 to 408 code for a protein of 135 amino acids. NCBI's taxonomy places the organism in Eukaryota, Parabasalia, Trichomonadida, Trichomonadidae.
AUGAAAAACAACCCCGACUUAGAGAAAGACUAUAUAUUUAAUAGUUUAGUCAAAAGAGACAAACAAGAAAGAAUGCCAGGCUUCAAACUUAAGAAAGGUGACAAAGUAAAAAUAGAAAUACCUAAACGCGACCCAUAUGAAAAUACUAUUGACUAUGACAACAAUGGGAACCCGACAGGUACUCACAUUCGUGUUCGUAAAAAUAGAAGAAAGUAUACAAGAGAAUAUUAUGAAGUUUUAGGCAAACAUGGCAAAAUGUACAGACUGCAAGCAGAAGAUAAAACUACUAUUGUCAGACCUCGUUUCAAACUUGUUAAGGUUCAAGGUGGUAUACUUUCAAAGACAGUUCCUAACAAAUAUAAGACAACUCCUGACGAAUAUGCUAAAGAAGUUGAAAAUGACGACUAA